Vigna radiata var. radiata (mung bean) is the source of this 665-nucleotide messenger RNA. RefSeq lists its product as uncharacterized. Lineage: Eukaryota; Viridiplantae; Streptophyta; Magnoliopsida; Fabales; Fabaceae. Bases 54 to 524 code for a protein of 156 amino acids. The record is from RefSeq and is a predicted model, not a curated record. The transcript has a single exon.
UUCAGAGCUCCUUUUCUUGCAUAUUCACAAAAACCAAAUUGUCUGGUACUACCAUGGGAAAUUGCUUAGUGCUGCAAGAGAAGGUUGUCAGAAUCAUGAAAACAGAUGGAAAAAUUCUUGAAUACAAAACACCCAUAAGAGUGGAAGAGGUUUUGCUACAAUUUUCUGGGCAUGCAGUAUCAGAAUCUCUCACAGUGGUGCGGUAUCUCGAUCCUCAGACAAAGUUGGCGAGAGGGCAGUUAUACCACCUUGUGGCUCUACCACCACCAUCACCAAAAACUAACAAGAAGGUGAGGUUCGCGGAUCCAGAAGUUCAAGAUCUACACAAAAGUAACGUGGUUAGGAUAAAGCUUGUUAUUAGUAAGCAAGAACUGCAGAAUAUGCUGCAGAAUGGAGGGUUUUCUGUUAGUAAUAUGUUGUCUCUAGUUCAUGAUGAGGUUAAGGUUCAAGAUUUCACUCUAAAGAAUGAUGAUGUCUCACAAGGCUGGAAACCAGCGUUGGAAAGCAUACCUGAAGUAAAGUAGCAAUGUAUUUCAAGUUCCAAUACAGUUUCAUGCUUCGAUUUUGCCUUUUUUUUUUUUUUUUCUAACUUAUCUUAUACAGUGUGACACACUAUAUAUAGAUGAAAAAAAGAAAGAAACUUUAGACUUAUUUUUGGUCUUUUC